This is a messenger RNA of Penicillium waksmanii, 753 nucleotides long. RefSeq names its product copper acquisition factor BIM1-like domain-containing protein. Lineage: Eukaryota; Fungi; Ascomycota; Eurotiomycetes; Eurotiales; Aspergillaceae. The record is from RefSeq and is a predicted model, not a curated record. The transcript is spliced from 3 exons. Bases 1 to 753 code for a protein of 250 amino acids.
AUGGCUGUGCACUCCAUAUCACGAUGGACCUCCAUCUUCCUCCUGCUAUGCAUCGGCAUCGCCCACGCCCAUACCGUCAUCACAUACCCCGGCUACCGAGGCAACAACCUCCACACAAAUGGCACCGUCGCCGAGGCGAACGGCCUAGGCGUUGCAUGGGAUGAGAAGAACGGCUCAUACAUCUACCCAUAUGGCAUGAUGUGGAUGUAUCCUUGUAAGGCGCACCGUGGCGGCAUGCCUACAUCGCAGAACCGAACGAAAUGGCCCGUUAACGGCGGCGCCCUCGCGAUGCAGCCGGGUUGGUUCCCCGGCCACCAGACUGCCCUGAUCUACGUCAACUUUGGCUUGGGCGAGGUGCCUGAGAACAUGAGCCACCCCGUCGUCCCACCUUUCCAGAUCACCGGUCCAACAAAUGACCCCUACCCUGGCACGAUCUGCCUGCCACAAGUCCCACUGCCGGCCAAUAUCAGUGCACAAAUCGGUGACAAGGCUACUAUCCAAGUGGUGGAGAUCGCAAAGCAUGGUGCCGCACUGUAUAAUUGCGUCGAUAUCGAAUUUGCCGACCCGCAAGACCCGGAUAUCAAGGAUUCCGUGACUCGCGACAAUUGUUUCAACUCUAGCGAUAUCAGCUUCCAAUAUAUGUACACGACAAGUGGUACCGGGUCCGGGGCGGCUAUAAUUACGCCUCCGCAGCAGACCUUGCUUGCAUUGGUACCACUGUUACUAGCGACGCUUUUGGGCUGCCUUGUGUAA